This is a messenger RNA of Podarcis lilfordi (Lilford's wall lizard), 11867 nucleotides long. NCBI's taxonomy places the organism in Eukaryota, Metazoa, Chordata, Lepidosauria, Squamata, Lacertidae. The record is from the annotation of a GenBank genome assembly.
AUGAUGGCUUUCGUAAGGCUGCUAAGACGAUUCACAAUGAAACAUUUGUCCCCGUGGAAACUUUGGAAGUUUACCUUCAUUAUUUUUAUCUUCUUGAUAUUUUUGUUUCUGCUACAAAGAGAAGUUGGCAUUCAGGAUUUUAAUGAGGAGCCUGGGAGCCCAUCAAAAGAUGGAAAGAUUAAUAAUGUACUGGGUCUAGUAUUAAAAGCUGUGAACAAUAUUAAAGUUGCAAAGCCAAAAAUGCAGAUUAAAGCGCCUAUUAGGCAAACUCAAAAGGCAGGACAGAAGCGCUGUUUACCUGGCUCCUAUACAGCAGCAGAGCUGACACCUCACCUGGAUCGACCCCCUCAGGACUCUAAUGCUCCAGGGGCUUCUGGUAAACCAUUCAAAACGGUCAAUUUAAGUCCAGCUGAGAAGGAGGAAAAAGAACGAGGAGAUGAAAAACAUUGUUUCAACGCUUUCGCAAGCGACAGGAUUUCUUUACACCGGGAUCUUGGACCAGACACACGACCUCCUGAGUAUGUUGAAGUAUAUUUGGAUUACUGGUCUUUAAUUACAUAUGCAAAAUAUUGAAAAUGGGUUUUGAUUCCCCAUGUUCUGCAUUGAUAUGUACUUUGUCACCACUAUCAUUAGCAUAAUUUCUAGCUACUUAAUUUUGCAUCUGUAAGUAUGAAGCUGUGUAAGUAUGAGUACAGUAAUCUUCUAAUUAUGGAAGCAAAUAAUGCAUCUAAGAAAUUCAGUAGAUUGUGAUGUAAAUUUGUUUGGGCUUGGUGCCCUUUCGCCCAUUUCCUUUAAGAAAGGGGUUGGAAAUUAAAACUCACCAGUGGACCAGAUACUUACUCUGUGCAAAUUUGAUGAGGUCAGGACACACACACACACACCCGUCAUCACAGUGAUUUUAGAUGACAUGGCACUUUGAGAUCUCAAUAGCCAACGGUUUGUCAGGAUUUCAAAGCACAGCACAGGGCUCUUUGCAAGUACCUUUAAAAUGGCACUGUGUUUUGAAGCCCGGACAAUUGGUUGAUUGUGGCAACUUCAAAAUACUGCACAAGGCUAUUUGCUACAAGUUGCUGAAGUGCUGCCAAUCAUCUGAUCACUGUCACUUCAGAAGCCCCCUUUGUCCUAGCCCAGCUGCCUUUUUGCCUUCCCACAACAGAUGCAAUAUAUGUUGUGAGGUGAUUGGCAGAUGGGUGUGGCUUAGUCAGAAUGGCCUGCUUGGCCAAAUGGGCAGGUAUAGCAAGCCUAGUUAGGGUCUGAAGGUUCCCCACCCCUGUUUUAAGAUGUAUUGAUGAAAGGAUGCCCUUUUCUUUCAUCACAAGUGUCUAAUCCUUGAUAAAUUGUAAAUCCUGGACAUUUUAUGGUGGCAAUUAUUCUAAAUUGCCACAUGCCCCUUGUGAUGUAUUACAAAAACAUGUUACUGUAUUGUUAGGAUACUCUGGAAGCAAUUGCUCCACACAGAUCUUGUGCAUGGCUUUUUUAUAUUGGUGUGAGAAAGAAGUUCCACCAUACUUGCCAAGCUUUAUCUGUGCCACAUCAAAGUAUCAGACUUAUAAUCCAUUUUUCAUUCCAAAAACUGUUUUUGUCAUCUAGAUGUAUCGAGCAAAAGUUUAAACGCUGUCCUCCACUACCUACCACAAGUGUUAUCAUAGUUUUCCACAACGAAGCAUGGUCUACUCUUUUAAGAACAGUUCACAGUGUGAUGUAUACUUCCCCUGCAAUAUUACUGAAGGAAAUAAUUUUGGUGGAUGAUGCCAGUAUAGAUGGUAAGAACAUAUAAUGUUUGUGUGUGGUUUUUCACAUUUGAGUUUUUCAUGUUAUUUUGUGUUCCUGAGAAUAUGCACCUUUUAAAUAACAAAAAAUAUUUAUAUUUAUAAAGUAUAAAGAUCUCUCAAACUGAAAUGAUUUGUGCUUUCUCUUUGUCUCAGUUCAUGAUCCUUAAUGCUUAAUUACAUUAGGCAUGAUGUCUGAAUUGACUAUGGUUUGUGAACAGCCACCAAACUAGAUUUUGAAAACAGGACUUGACAUAGGUUUGCAAACCAUGGUUUGUGCUAACUGGCUUGAUGUGAUAUCUGAUUUAAUAAGAGCAAUAGCUGUAAUUAUGCUUUUGUCUCAAGAGGCUGCUGCGCUAUGGAGACAGCAGUGAAUUUACAGACUUGUGAAGCUGGUGAUGAGUGGGUGGAAAAUAAAGCAGAUGAGAAACUCUAAAUCAUACUUUGUUGUCUGUACAUUUGGAAGCUUAAACCAUGGUUUGGCAAAAUAUCCAACCUGAGCUUUUAUCUUAAUUAGUAGCUGUUGUUUUGGUGCACCAGCAGCCCCUUCUCUCACCACUCCUCCCCUUCCGUUAUCUGCCAAAGAAAGAAUGCCUGUAGUUCUGCUUCACAGCAAGUGAAGAAAGACUGGCUCAGACACUACUUUCUGCAUGUGGUGGAAGUGAGAGAAUGCCUUUUCUCCCACGUCUGCCUGAUGCAUUUGCCCCACUUCCUUUGCCACAGUUACUUUUGCAGGGCAUAAUAUUUCAAUGGAACGUAUGCACACAUGACCUAGACAAAUUAUUGUUGCCUGUAAGCAUUGGAUUGUACAUGCAUAUAGGACCCACUGGAAUGUUAGUCUCCUUUGUGAAUGGCAGAAGGAGGGCUCCUGCUCUCUACAAUCUGUGGCAAUGAGAGAAUGCAUUCUCUGAACAAGCCAAUUGACUUGCUAUCUUGCAGCAGUCUUAAAGGGAGAGUCUCUAGGUCAGGACCAGGCAACUUUUCCCUCUCCCCACCCCCCUUCAAAAUUAUGAAACACACCUUUAAAAAGGCUAAUUUAGUUAUGAAAAGAAUUCAGUAAUGCCCAACCUACUUCAUAAAUGUGGUAAGGGUAACUAAUGUUAUUUGACUCCCCUGCCAAACGAGUAAAACUUGUUCUCUUUCUGUCGGUAGAAUACUUUUCAGUAGAAUGUCUUUUCAAAAAAAAUUAUCAUAGAAGUGGAGAGUUGGAAGGGAUCCUGCAAAUCAUCUAGUCCACCCCCCUGCAAUGCAGAAUAUGCAGCUGUCCUGUAUGGGGAUGAAACCUGCAACCUUGGCAUUAAUCAGCACCACGCUCUAACCAACUGAGCUGUCAAGAAGAUAUGAUAACUUGGCAAAUUCAUCUUUGUACAGAACUAAAUUUUUUACUGCUUUGUACUAGAAAUUGCAUUUCCCCCAAAUUCUGGUUCCUGGUGUAUUUGGGGUCGUAUCUCCCUUCCCCCAUUCUUCAAUAAAAGCAGAUGCUCUUGUCCCUUCAAGCUGAAACUACAGUACAGGCAUUUCAGAAUAAAUGUAUUUUGACUUUCCUCUUACUGAGUGGCUAGUUAUGAAAAGUGAACUUAACGUUUGCCUUUUAUUAAAUUGGCAAAGACUGUCUUGUUGUCUUUUUAGAAUACUUGCAGGAUAAAUUGGAUGAUUAUGUGAAACAAUUCCAGAUAGUUAAAGUUGUACGACAAAAGGAAAGAAAGGGGCUCAUCACUGCUCGAUUAUUAGGUGCUUCAAUAGCAACUGGAGAAACCCUCACUUUUUUGGAUGCACACUGUAAGUAAUAGUGUUGGACUGUAAUAGUGUUUAGUUAGCUAACAAAUAUUAAAGAAUUUCCUUUUCAUAUUGAUUUUUUCCUUGUCCUGUUUUAACUGUUUUUCUAACAAAUAACACUAUAGAAGCAUUGCUGUUGAAAAUGCACAGCUUUUAAAAACAUGGAACUGAUUGCAGAAAAACUAUUUAUUUAAGCUAAGGACAGCUUUUACACAAAUGCACAUGAAUCUUGGGAGAAAGCCAAAGCUAGUCAAUUUUUAAAAUAUCUAAUUUGUGUUUCGGACUGAGGUUUGGGGUGGGAAAAAUCAAAGUUCAUUUUCAUUUCGUGCUAGCCAUAUUUUUCAUUUGAUGGUGUAUGUGAUAUUUCAUAGCAGGUAUCUGUAAGCUAACAAUAUUUCCAGCACACAUGUGGAUUUUUUAAAAUAACAGCAAUCCUAUGUAGGUCUACUCAAGUGGGACAUGGGUGGCACCGUGGUCUAAACCACCAAGCCUCUUGGGCUUGCUGAUUGCAAGGUCGGCAGUUUGAAUCUGCUCGAUGCUGCUCUGUCCCAGCUCCUGCCAACCUAGCAGUUUGAAAGCAUUCCGGUGAAAGUAGAUAAAUAGGUACCGUUGCGGCAGGAAAGUAAACAGCGUUUCCAUGCACUCUGGCUUUAGUCACGGUGUCCUGUUGUGCCAGAAGAGGUUUAAUAAUGCUGGCCACAUGACCCAGAAAGCUGUCUGCAAACAAACUCCUGCUCCCUUGGCCUGAAAGUGGAGAUGAGUGCCGCACCCCAUAGUCAAAUUUGACUGGACUUAACCAUCCAGGGGUCUUUUACCUUUACCUUACUCAGAAGUAAGUAAAUUCAGUGGGACUUACUUCCAAAUAAAUGUGCAUAGGAUCACAGCCUAAGUGAAAUUAAAAUGUUCCUGUAACUGCUUUUAUGAAAGUGGAUAAAUCCAGCAUUAUAAUCAUUAUUUUACCUCCUGUUUCCUCUCUCAGGUGAAUGUUUCUAUGGCUGGCUAGAGCCAUUGUUGGCCAGAAUAGCUGAAAACAAUACUCGUGUUGUAAGCCCUGAUAUUUCAUCUAUAGAUCUAAAUACAUUUGAAUUCAUGAAACCUUCCCCUUAUGGUCAAAACCAUAAUAGAGGGAAUUUUGACUGGAGUUUGUCGUUUGGAUGGGAAUCUCUUCCUGAACAUGAAGGCAAGAGAAGGAAAGAUGAAACAUACCCUAUUAAGUAAGCAAUGAAACAUUUUUUUUCCAUUUACAAAAUCUUUACUUGAAAAUAUUGUUCCAAAGAAUAAUUCACAUGUAACUUUUUUCAUUUUGGUUAAAAGAGAAAAAGAAUUGCAGAAGGAUCAGAGAAGCUCUGUCUUCUAUAUCUUGUAUUCUUUUCACAUGGUACUUCAGGUUUUAAACAUUUUUUUCAAAGAACUCUUGAAAUUUUAAGUUUUAGUAGGACCUGAACCACCUCAAAUAAGCUCUAUCAGUAGAAGAGUUGUAUGUAUAGAAAAAGCCAUCAGUUGAAUUUUAAAUACUGAGAGUGCUAUGGAUGCUAAUGUUGCUUUUUUGGCUGAGGUUUGCUAUAACAAAAGCCCGAGUGAUGGCAUCCCUGGCUUUGAAGGUAGGAUGAUGGGAAUGCAAUGCAGUUGUUGGAGGCAGAAAGAGACUGUAAGAGAAAAGUUGGCAUCCCUAAUUAAACCUGCUUGUUGCUUUGGUGUAGAAUUUCUGCACCAUUACAGAAUGCAAUUUACAUAUAGCUCCUUGAUUCAUUGAAAUUUACCUUCGAAAUGGAGGUGGGGCAUAUAAUGACUGAUUAAAACUAGGGCACAUUUCCUUUCUCCCCCUUUCAGUUGAGUUGAGCAAUCCCUCCCCCUGCCCCAAAUCGCACUGUUUCAUUGUAGUAAUACAACUACUGCACAAGUCAUAUUUCAGAAGCAAUUUCUUCCCAGGACAGUUGUUGACUAUUUUAUUGCUCUGGCUUUGAAAUGGAUGCUGAUGUGCAUAUAACUCAUGGUAGUAGCUUCUCUACAAAGCCCAAAUAGUAGCCAAACAUUUUCACUAAUGCGUUUCCUUCUGCUGUUGGCUGUUUGCUUUUGCUGGUGGUUCAUAAAGUGUUGAUUGCCCAUUUAUCAGGCUUUCCUGAAGAGGGAUGGGCUUUGGGAUCUUAAAAAGAAAAAUAACAGGUUUUCCCCAGAUUGGGAAAUUGUUAGCUUCAUGAAAGAUUAUCCCCCCCCCCUUUAUCUUUUUUGCAGAACACCCACUUUUGCAGGAGGCCUCUUUUCAAUAUCAAAGGACUACUUUUACAAAGUUGGAAGCUAUGAUGAAGAAAUGGAAAUAUGGGGAGGAGAAAAUAUAGAAAUGUCUUUCCGAGUAAGUUUAGAGACACAAUAUUCACAUGAAGAUGCAGUGACAAACCUCAGUUGCAUUUCAGUUGCUCCCUAUAGAAGUAGGAGACCAGAUGAGCUUGGUCUUAGGCUAAUGAUAACCUGGAGGGAGAAAAUACUGUAUUAUUUAGGGGUGGACCUGUCCAUUUCAGUCCUCAGUUUUCCAGCCUUAAAUUUGUUUUCUCAACAUUUUGGAACAAUUUGUGAUUUAUUUAUUUUUUAAUAUUCUCAUGAAAACGGACUGUAACAGGGCGUGGCAUACAUAUACACACUCUGCUGAUGCCCACAGGGGCCAAGAAUGGAACCACCACAUGAAAUGAUGUCCACCUGUACUUAUUUAUUCCCUGGCGCCACACAUAUGCACAGUCGUGAGCAAGUUGAUUGCGUGUAAGUGGGGGGACGGGACGCCUGUAAAUGUGAAUUUUGAAUAAUGCUUGUGUUUCAGUUUGCAUGUUGUUUUGGAAAAUGGAAAAUGAGUAGAUUCAUAUUUAAAUGUGGGCUGAAUUGGAUCUCUCCCCAUCCCUAGUAGUGUGGUGUCAGGUGCGUGGUUGCUGCAUCAGUAUUGCAAUAAUAUCUUACUACCCUGUAGGUAGACAGGGUUUGAUUUCAGAAAGCAUUUUUAUACAAAUGCUUCUAGAGCAAUAUUACCUGCUAUCUGGUAUUCUGUUAAAGGCUGAUAAGUGAAACUGUUAUUUUUUCAGGUGUGGCAAUGUGGGGGUCAGCUGGAAAUCAUACCUUGCUCAGUUGUGGGCCAUGUUUUUCGCAGCAAGAGCCCCCAUACCUUUCCAAAAGGGACUCAAGUGAUCACCCGUAAUCAAGUUCGUCUUGCAGAAGUCUGGAUGGAUGAAUAUAAGUAUAUAUUUUACCGGAGAAACACAGAAGCAACAAAAAUAGUUAAACAAGUAGGUGACGAUGGUGGUGGUAUUAGAAAUCAGUUGCUGCACUGAAGUUCUUGGUGAGCAAAAAUUAUUUAUUGUGAAAAUAUAUAAACGUAGUAGGCACUCUUUAUUCAGUUUGCUCUGCUUGGCAAUAUAUUGAAUAGAUUCAGUAGUGCCCAUUACCUCUUCAUUUAAUCCUUUAUACAAUACCUCCCUGGAGCUCUUUGAACUAGAGUAGUGCCGUUAAUUGCAUCCACCAACUUCUAGGAGGAAUGAGGGGGAUCUUUCUCAAUAAUUCUCUUUAACAUUCAGUUGAUUAAUAUAUGUGAAGUCUAAAAGAAUGACUAAAAAGAAUCUUGAUUUUACUAAAGCAGUAUUAGCCAACUAAGAUAAAUAUUAGAAGGCUAGUACCAGGCAGUAUCUGUAAGAUUCAGUGGUGGCAAACAGCUUGGAUGACUUUAAAAAACAAAUGCACAGAGUAUAAGGCUGUGUUCUACCUCUCCUGUCAAUGGCAGUAUCCAUCUGAAUGCCAGAGUCACAAAUGGGUUGAGUGCUAUUGCACUCAGAUUUUGCUUAUGUGCUUCACAUAGGCAUCUAAUUGGCUGCUGAACCCAGACAGGACUUUGACUUGGUUCAGUAGGCUUUUCUUAUGUCAUGUUAAAUGUAAAUACGGAAUUAACAACAUUUGAUAACCUCAAAGACCCCAAGUUGGCCAGUUGUUUAGGGAGAAAAUUAAAGUUAGUGAUUUAAAAAAUGGAUGGCAAAGGAUAAUGUAGAUUUGCAUCUCAAGUGUGCUUGUGUGUAUUCCUGGCUCUAUAAGUUUAUGUCAAUUAUUUACUUACUGACAUAAGAGAGAGAGAGAAGGAAUCAUUGGGUGAUUAUUCAGGUUGUUGCCACCAUUAUUGGGUAAGUGGUGUUCCUUGCUCCAAUUCUGAUUCUUUGGGGAUACAUGGAAAAGUAUAAUUUGAUCAGAACAUAUAAUGAUUAUAGGGAAUGUGUUGAGGGCUGCAAGAAGUUGAGUGGCUUCUAAAUGGACCUCCAACCUCUAUUUUCAUUAUUUAAAGAUUAUUUAAAGCUUGUUUACCUGAAUUAAUUUACAAAUUCCCUCCGUGUUUACUUUCAGUAAAAAGUAUUAUUUGUGAUUUGUUUUUGUUAUAACACUGUUUAGUAUUGUUUCAACAGAAAACGUUUGGUGACCUCUCAAAAAGAUACGAGUUAAGGCAACAAUUACAGUGUAAAAACUUUACGUGGUACCUUAGCAAUGUUUAUCCUGAGGCAUAUGUACCAGACUUGAAUCCUCCAUUAUAUGGAUUUGUGAGUAUGCUUUUCUUUUUACAAGAAGAAAUAAAGCAAAUGUGUAGAGGAUUUAACUAUGCUAUUCUGUACUUACAUUUCCAUUUUUUUACAUUCCUUAGUUAAAAAAUGUUGGGAGAAGAACAUGCCUGGAUGCUGGAGAAAAUAAUAAUGGUGGCAAGCCAUUGAUUAUGUAUACAUGUCACGGGCUUGGAGGAAACCAGGUAAAAUGUUGCAUUCAGUUUUUAUGUAACUGUGCAGAUAAGCACAGCAAUGUGUUUUCAGAGCAUGUUUUAAAUUUAUCAGGUCUCAUGCCUAGAAUAUCUACAUGAAACCACUAGGUGGGGUUAUCUGGAGGUUUGGAGUAAGUUGUCAGCAGUAUGCUGGUGACACUUAGCUCUAGUUCUCCUUUACAUCUGCAGGUGAGGCAGUGGAAGUAAUGGACUGGAUGAGAGCCAACAAACUGAAACUCAAUCCAGAUAAGAGUGAGGCCCUGUUAGUGAGUGGUUGCCUAGACCGGAUGGGUAGGAGAUUGCUCUUGAUGGGGUUACACUUCCUCUGAAGGAGCAGGUUCGUAGCUUGGAGGUACUCCUGGAUCCUUUGCUGUUGCUCGAGGCUCAGGUGGCCUCAGUGGCCCGGAAUGCCUUCCAUCAGCUUUGGCUGGUGGCCCAGCUACGCCCCUACCUGGACAGGGAUAGCCUAACUACUGUUGUCUAUGCUCUGGUAACCUCAAGGUUAGAUUACUGCAUUGUGUUAUAAAGAGCAAGGAGCUCUCCAAGGGCAGCACCAAAUUUGGAGCCUUCCCUAUGGUUAGAAGUUACUGUGUAAUCACUGUCUUAUUUGGGAAGCCUGAUGUUCUUUAUGUUCCUGUUUGAGUGUGUAUCUUGUAAGCAUGUCUCUCAUUUAAGGUAUUCAGCAUAAAAAGAGGGCAUUGUGUUAGGGAGAGUAGACUACCAUUGGCAUAGAUGCAGUGGAACCCAAAGUGAAGACCAACUCUCAAUUUGAGUCUCCUUCCUCUGCAGAGUCCACAUCUUUUAUAACCUCACACUAAUAACUUGGAUGACUUCCAUAAUGCUAUAUACUGCCUUGGUUACACUAGUUCCCUGACUGUCUCUGCCAUGCACUCUUCAUCUCUCUUUCAGCGUUUUGUCUGCUUCUGAUCUAUUCUGCGGGAACACUCUUCAUUUCUGCAUUGUAAACUUAAUAAUCUUUACUCUUUCCCUCCCUCUUUCUUCUGCUGCUUUUUCCUUUGUCUUUAGAACUUUUGCUGUCAAGGAGGAAACCAGUGGGUGACUAAGCAACCAGGCCUGUGUCAUCUGUCCUGUCAUACUUACAGCCUCAUGCUGGGAGGUUAGAGUGGUCUUCCCUAUGCUAAAACCACCUACCAUUUUGAGCCUAUGUACAUUCCUAGAUGGCUGAACGUCUAACAAACACUUCUCGGUACACAACUUGUGGAGCAGAGAUGGUUCAGAACAUAUUGCACCCCUGAAAUGUAGCACCUCUGGAAAUGUAACUAGGCGUUGCAAAUCAUAGUUCAUUUCAUUCAAUAAAAAAACCCACUCCAUUUUUAAGUAAAUUACCCUAUCGUAAAAAAUACUGUAGUGGCAAAUAGGAAAGCUACAUAUUCAACACUGAAACUAUCAAUUGUCCAUCAAAAGAUAUGGACAAUAAUUCCAUUGUUUGAUUCCUUAGUGGUUACCUAGUAACUUGCUGAUCUCAAUGGUCUCUUCUAUUAAAUAGUAUUUGUUUUUGAAUUUCAUACUAUUAGUUUGAUACAGGAAGAGAAGAACAAUCUGGUAACUUAUAUUCAUUUAAUAGCAUAUAUAUUUAUCCCACCAAUCCUCCCAAAGGAGGUCCAGGGCAUAUUGCAAGUGUCAUUAUGGCCUGGUCUACAUCAGCGUUGGCAAGGGUGCCAUGCCAGUGGAAGACAUUUCACUUAUACUGUUAAGGCAGUGCUGGCACACUAUGGCUGGACAGCUGCUUCUAUCCCUUGCAAUUGAUAGAUGCCUUGGAUAUGAUCUUGCCAAAGUUAAGCACUGAAAUCAGUGUGGCUUUAAAAGUGCUUAACUUUGAGUGGAUACUACCUUUCAAUUGCAAGAGUUCUAGGAUCCUUAGACAUUGCACAGACUUUUCAUACUAAUUCUGGGUUAGAUCCAGAAUGUCUCUUUCAUGAAUGGAAAGGCUACUCUGUUCAUAGAAUGGACCAGAGUCAAGCAGAAGCUGCUCCUCUAGAAUAAGGGAGGGGAAGGCAGUUUUCACCAAUUCUCCCUGCGGGCCCCAGUGCAACUUCCUACAUUGUUCCAGAGAGCCUCCUACCUUCACAAGCAGCUCUGGGAUCUGCUCUGUACAAAUUGGUUUCUUUGGGAAUCUGCCACAUAGCUAUCUCUCCUGCCUUGUCUCUGAGUGGGAGACAGAAGGGAAACUAAAAUCUUUCCUUUUUCACCCUACUAUUUUUAGUGACCUGCCCUUGUCAUGGUUUAGGCAUUGUGUAUAAAGCACUCCACCUGCAAAGCAUCAAGUUUUUCUGUAAGCAUUAAUCUGGAGUUCAAAGGGACGCCAUGAAUUUGUAUGGUUGAGUUUUGGGUGAUACUUCCCUGACUGAAUUGUUUCUUUAUAUAGUACUUUGAAUAUUCUGCACAUCAUGAAAUUAGGCACAACAUCCAGAAAGAGCUGUGCCUGCAUGCUUUAUCAGGAGAAGCACAACUUCAUGACUGUGGCUACAAAGGGAAGAACAGCAGAACCCCCCCAGAAGAGAAAUGGGAGAUCCGAGAGGUAUUCUCAAAUCAAUUCAGCCAAGCAAAAAGAGAACAUAUAGCUUUUAUAGUUUGGAGCUGCUAGAUAAUUAAAUGUGGAGGAGGAGUUUUACAUUUACAUGUACUGCUCCCAUACGAUAGGGCAGCUACAGGAGCAAGUUCUUCUUAGAGAUAUUUAUUGUUGCAUAUAAGCUCCUCUGUGCAAGUGCCUGUCCCCCAGUGUGAAACUUGGCACAUACUUAGAAUGAUUCUUUUCUUCAGAACAUGUGUGAGGUUUUCCAGCUCCUUGCUGGUAGCUGAAAAGUUGUUGAGAUGUGCAGAAAAAGCUGUAGUUCUGAGCCCUAUGUAAAAACUUUCUAGAUCUCAUUUUCCCUUCUCCCGGUACCUCUCAAGAACAGCUCUUUACAGCCAUGUUUUUAGAUACCAUUGUAUAACAGUGAACCCAUUAUGAUAAAGGGAAGCAUUAAAAAAAAAAAAAUCCAAUAUUGCUACCUUCAAUCCACUGUAAGCCUCUAGAAUAUAGCAGGCUCUAAAUUUAAAGAUGUAAAUAUAGCUGCAGCUUUCAGCACUGGGGAAUUUGUUGCAGAAUCAUCAGUCUUUGUCAGCAUUGAUAGAAUUUUGUCUCUCCAAGUAUGCAUGAUGUCUACAAAAUCUUGGCUGGGUUAAUGGGCAGAACCAGAGAGACGGUGUGAUAUAGUACAAUCACCUGUCGUACUUGGAUUGGGCAGAGCCAGUUUCAAAUCCCCACUCAGCCCCAAAGUUUAUUGAGUGACUCCGCAUAAGCCACUGUAUGGCCAAUCUACUUCACGGCAUUGUUUUAAGGUUAGAGUGGGUAGUCCUGGCAUGCCCCCCUAAUCUCCUUGGAGAAAAAGUAAUAUAAAAAUGUGUCUUCUCUCUCUCCACUUUUCUAGGACCAGUCGUUGUACAACGCAGCCUUAAAGAUGUGCCUGACAGGAAAUAAAGAGCAUCCAAGCUUGGUGACGUGUAACCCCUCAGACGUCUUCCAAAAAUGGAUUUUUAGCCGAAACAAUUAA